Molecule: messenger RNA, 399 nt
Organism: Paramecium tetraurelia
Lineage: Eukaryota; Ciliophora; Oligohymenophorea; Peniculida; Parameciidae
Exons: 3
Biological process (GO): GPI anchor biosynthetic process
Molecular function (GO): phosphatidylinositol N-acetylglucosaminyltransferase activity
Source: RefSeq, a predicted model, not a curated record
AUGAAAAGCAUAGAAAUCUAUGGAUUCAUUGGAUGGAUCUCUUCCUACAUAGUGUUUGUAGUCUAUUUGGCAUGGGUAUUCUUGCCAGAAUCAGCAUUUCAUUCAUUGGGAAUUCAUUAUUUCCCUUAGAAGUAUUGGGCUUUGGCAAUUCCGAGUUUCUUUGUAGCCACUAUUUUUACAGUGAUAACUGGUUAUGCAGCUCUGAAUUACUGUUUCUGCAACAAAUUGGAUUCAUAUGAAAAUGUUGAAGACAAAUAUACAAGACUCCACAAUCUCAAGAAGACAGAACUGCAUGAAGGAUUACCUGAAGUGUAUGAUAUUCCAAUAAAUGUGGUGAACAAUGUGUUAUAUUGGCAGAAGGAGAUGGUCUAAAAAUAUAUGCCUAAACAUAAUGAUUGA